CCACGAGUUAUCAUGAGAUGAAAUGGACGAGGAUGACUCAGCAUACGUGGAAGAGGGACAACUUAAAGAUCGGAUGAUGAAGGUCUUCAACAAAAUUUGUGCGCUGAAAAAAGUGAAUAAUUCGACGGGACGGCAUAUCGAACGUAAAAUAUGCGUAACUUGCACCAGGUUUCCAGAAAUUAAUAAAAAAGUUGAACAAUACGUGAACCGGAGUCAAAAAUUUCCAGAUUUUUUUUCCGUUUUAUUUCUUGUAAAAAGAGCGAACAUAAAACACUCGUUAAUGUUAAGUGAAGCAAGCAUUCAACAAAUUGCAAGGUCUGCGUUUACUGAAGUAGGAGAAGCCAUACAGAAAAGAAGAAGAACCGAUGAUUUAUUAAACCGCGGAUGUUAUUUAACGGAAAAAAUCGAGGAAAUGCAAGAUCCCGCUGAAACUGAUAAAUUAUUAGAAGAAAAACUAAACCAAAACGGCAAAGAAGCAAGAACUAAAUUAACGUCAGUAAUUGAAAACUUCUGUAAGCGCCAAACGGAAAUUGAAUCCGUCAUUCCUAAAUCUAAUCAAGACAGUAGCGAUCACGAAAAUGACCCCGAGUGCGGCAGUGACCCGCCAAGUGACGAUAAUGAAGAUUCUGAAGAGUCUGAUUGUGAUGCAGACAAUGGUACUGAUGACAUCACAAUAAAAAAGUCCGAAACGGAUAAUGACAUCAUAGAUAUGACUAAUUCAGAUUAGCUGCCUUCACUUUUGUGCAAUGUCGUUUUUUAAGGAUAUAAGAAGAAAAUUGUUAUAAAUUGUCAUUUUAUACCGAAAACUGCCGAAUUGUGUUCAUAAUACCACCUUAUGCAGACUGU
Molecule: messenger RNA, 846 nt
Organism: Ciona intestinalis (vase tunicate)
Lineage: Eukaryota; Metazoa; Chordata; Ascidiacea; Phlebobranchia; Cionidae
Source: RefSeq, a predicted model, not a curated record